This is a messenger RNA of Triticum turgidum subsp. durum (durum wheat), 1491 nucleotides long. The record is from the annotation of a GenBank genome assembly. NCBI's taxonomy places the organism in Eukaryota, Viridiplantae, Streptophyta, Magnoliopsida, Poales, Poaceae.
AUGGAGGAGAGGUCUUGGUUCCUUCCUCCCUCCUUCCUGAAAACCCCGUGGAGUCGUGGGUUGGAAAGCCCAAGAAUCCCCAGAGCCCCACUCCGAGAUCCCGAGCUUUCUGCGCUGCUCCGUCGCAAUCCACAGGAAUCCCCAUCGGAGGAGGACGGCGGCGAGUUCGCGUGCAAGUCCAUCCCCAAGCGCAAGCUGCUGUGCCGCGAGGACUACGAGGACGUCUGGCGCGAGAUCCAGAUCAUGCACCACCUCUCCGAGCACCCCAACGUCGUCCGCAUCCGUGGCGCCUACGAGGACGCGCUCUUCGUGCACAUUGUCAUGGAGCUCUGCGCCGGCGGGGAGCUCUUCGACCGCAUCGUGGCCAAGGGGCACUACACCGAGCGUGCUGCAGCGCAGCUCAUCAGGACGAUCGUUGGGGUCGUAGAGGCAUGCCACUCGCUCGGCGUCAUGCACCGGGAUCUCAAGCCGGAGAACUUCCUGUUUGCCAGCACUGCCGAGGACGCCCCGCUCAAGACCACCGAUUUUGGGCUAUCCAUGUUCUACAAGCCCGGUGACAAAUUCUCUGAUGUUGUUGGGAGCCCCUACUAUGUUGCACCUGAGGUGCUUCAGAAAUGCUAUGGUCCAGAAGCUGAUGUCUGGAGUGCUGGGGUGAUUCUGUACAUUUUGCUAUGUGGUGUCCCCCCUUUCUGGGCAGAAACUGAAGCAGGAAUCUUCAGACAGAUCCUUCGAGGCAAACUUGAUUUUGAGUCUGAGCCCUGGCCUAGUAUCUCUGACAGCGCUAAAGAUCUAGUCCGUACUAUGCUUUGCAGGGAUCCUACAAAGCGACUCUCUGCUCAUGAGGUUCUUUGUCACCCAUGGAUUGUUGAUGAUGCUGUGGCACCUGAUAAGCCUAUUGAUUCUGCUGUUUUGUCAAGACUGAAGCAUUUUUCUGCAAUGAACAAGCUCAAGAAGAUGGCAUUGAGGGUUAUUGCUGAAAGCCUGUCUGAGGAAGAGAUUGGAGGUCUAAGGGAGCUGUUCAAAAUGAUUGAUGCCGACAAUAGUGGAACUAUAACAUUUGAUGAGCUGAAAGAUGGCUUGAAAAGGGUGGGCUCAGAGCUAACAGAACAUGAAAUCCAGGCUUUAAUGGAUGCGGCGGACAUCGACAACAGCGGAACGAUUGAUUAUGGUGAAUUCAUUGCAGCUACAUUGCACAUGAAUAAACUAGAGAGGGAGGAGAACUUGGUGUCAGCAUUCUCGUUUUUUGACAAGGAUGGAAGUGGAUUCAUCACCAUCGAUGAGCUAUCACAUGCAUGCCGCAAAUUUGGUCUGGAUGAUGUUCACCUUGAGGAUAUGAUCAAAGAUGUCGAUCAGAACAAUGACGGGCAAAUCGAUUACAGUGAGUUCACGGCGAUGAUGAGGAAGGGCAAUGCGGGUGCAACAGGGAGGCGAACCAUGAGGAACAGCUUGAAUCUGAAUCUCGGCGACAUCUUGAAUCCCAGCAACAGCUAA